Exophiala xenobiotica is the source of this 1691-nucleotide messenger RNA. RefSeq lists its product as uncharacterized. Gene Ontology annotation, cellular component: mitochondrial inner membrane. NCBI's taxonomy places the organism in Eukaryota, Fungi, Ascomycota, Eurotiomycetes, Chaetothyriales, Herpotrichiellaceae. The record is from RefSeq and is a predicted model, not a curated record. The transcript has 2 exons. Gene Ontology annotation, biological process: mitochondrial respiratory chain complex III assembly; protein insertion into mitochondrial inner membrane from matrix. Gene Ontology annotation, molecular function: ATP hydrolysis activity; ATP binding. The coding region runs from base 52 to 1569 and encodes 505 amino acids.
GUUCGUUCUCGGAUCGGAUGUUCAUAUCGAAGGAGACACACACAAUAGGUGAUGCAGGGUGACAAUGGACUGGUCACCGUCGCCUCGAAUCAGCCUGCGAAUGCUCUGAACGCACACGAUGGCGCCGCGCAGAAAGCUGACCUCGUGCGUCAGUUGACGAGCGCAGGGAGCAGCACUGAAGCAGGAUUGUUCGCGCAGUUGUCGAGUAACCCUCUUUUCACAGGCGGGUUUGCCCUUGCCAGUCUUGGUGCGCUCGCGGCAACUGCCCGAAGAGGUGUAAAGCUGGGAGCUCACCUCCUGCGACGCCGUCUUCUUGUCGAUGUCGAAAUCAACGUCCGCGAUGAUUCCUACCCCUGGUUCCUAGAUUGGAUGACAUUUCAUGAGCAAGGGAGAUUGACAGCAAGGGCCUCGGGGCUGAAGAGGGGUGUCUUUCAGUCUAUCCUGGAGCGUGUCACACCGGGCAUACACCAUCUAUCCAUCAAGACGGAGAAGCAGGAACUGCCCAAUGGUGCCCUGCACACCAACUUUUACCUGAUACCCGGCCCUGGUAGGCAUGUCCUUCGCUACAGAAAUGCGUGGAUAUGGGUGAACAGACAAAGAGAAGCCAAACAAGUCUCGAUGGAUGGGAAGCCCUGGGAGACCGUCACCUUGACGACGUUAUACGCACACCGACACGUCUUCGAGUCCCUUUUCCAAGAGGCGUCCGAUCUGGCCACACAGGCUGUCGAGGGCAAGACAGUCAUAUAUACUGCGUGGGGCACCAGAUGGGAUAAAUUCGGUCACCCACGAAGCAAGCGCCCUCUCGAGUCUGUCAUUCUGGACGAGGGUGUCAAGGAAAGAAUUGUGGAGGACGUGCAAGACUUUCUCUCAUCCUCCAAAUGGUACUAUGAGCGAGGCAUUCCGUAUCGUCGAGGUUAUCUCCUAUACGGGCCUCCGGGGACGGGCAAGUCUUCGUUCAUCCAGGCGUUGGCAGGCUACCUAAAUUAUGACAUUGCUAUGCUGAAUCUUAGCGAACGCGGUCUCACGGAUGACCGACUUAAUCACCUCUUGACUGUCAUUCCUCAGAGAACAUUGAUCUUGCUGGAAGAUGUCGACGCCGCGUUCGCCAACCGGCGCCAGGUGGAAGCAGACGGUUAUGCAGGCGCGAAUGUCACCUUCUCCGGGCUCUUGAACGCUCUCGAUGGCGUUGCAAGUGCCGAAGAACGCAUCAUCUUCCUCACCACGAACCAUGUCGAGCGCCUUGACGAAGCAUUGGUCCGGCCGGGCCGCGUCGACAUGACUGUACGCCUCGGUGAAGCGACGACAUACCAAAUCUGUCAGCUUUGGGAGCGAUUCUACAGCGAGGAUGAUCCCGACGGCAAAUUCAAGCAACAAUUCUGUAAAAAACUGGUCGAAGUUGGAGCCUUGUCAGAACCGAAUGCGAGAGUCAGCCGAACCAGCAUGGCGGCAUUGCAAGGACUGUUCUUGUACAAUAAGGGUGAUCCUGAAGGAGCCAUUAAUAUGGCAUGGCAGCUGGCGCCUGGUGAAAUGCCCACUGUAUUAACACAAUCGCAAGCCCGCGACAGUUAGCUGCGUCAGAGGCUUUCGAAGGAUCUGGGGUGCUUGGGACACCGGUUUGUAGAUACGAAAAUGAUACCCUUCUGUACCACUCACUCCAUAUCUAAUCCAAGACGAGUCAUGCCGAAUAGUCC